Molecule: messenger RNA, 2082 nt
Organism: Rhipicephalus sanguineus (brown dog tick)
Lineage: Eukaryota; Metazoa; Arthropoda; Arachnida; Ixodida; Ixodidae
Product: calcitonin gene-related peptide type 1 receptor
Biological process (GO): adenylate cyclase-modulating G protein-coupled receptor signaling pathway; cell surface receptor signaling pathway
Cellular component (GO): plasma membrane
Molecular function (GO): calcitonin receptor activity
Source: RefSeq, a predicted model, not a curated record
CCGAUGCGACUGGAGGUUCGAUGGCUGGCACUGCUGGCCACCAACCGCUCCGGGAGUGUGGCCCAGGCACCGUGUCCCGGUCUCAUGCCUGGAGUUGUAAAUUACUCAGGUACGGCAUUCUACCACUGCCUCGCGGAAGGUUCUUGGAAAGGCCCAGUUGCGCACUACGGCUAUUGCACAACUAAAAGGAAUCCUGACCCCGAACUGAAACUUUUGUGGAACAUCGCUGAUGAAAUCGGAGAGUAUGUCCCUUGGGAGCAGAGCUCUCCGCGAGGCGAAAACUGGAUGUGGCAGCAGAAGAUCCAUUACUUCAAGCAUUGCCUGGAGCACGUACUUCUCAAGCCAUUCCCAGAUGAAGGCGUCAAUGGUUCAUUUUGUCCGCGAACGUGGGACGGUUGGAAUUGCUGGGACGAUACUCCUGCAGGUCAGACAGCGUUCGCUCCUUGCCCGCAGUUCGUGGCUGGAUUCAUUUCAUCGAGGCAAGCGCACAAAGUAUGCACCGCCAAUGCCUCAUGGUUCCGUCAUCCGAUCACAGGAAUUAUCUGGUCAAACUACACAGCGUGCGUAGACACCCACGACCUUCAAUUCCGCAACUUGGUCAAUUCCUUGUACGUGACGGGAUACUCCAUAUCUCUUGUUGCUCUCCUCAUAUCAAUCUUCAUAUUUUGCUACUUCAGAUCACUACGCUGCCGGCGGAUUACUAUUCACAAGAACUUGUUCACGUCCUUCAUAAUCAACAACCUGUGCUGGAUACUCUGGUACAUCAAUGUCAUCGCACAACCACACGUCAUUGAGGAGAAUCCGAACUGGUGUCAGGUCCUGCAUGUGGUGACCCAGUAUUUUCUACUGUGUAACUACCUUUGGAUGUUUUGCGAGGGCCUGUAUUUGCACACGCUGCUGGUCCUUGCAUUCAUUGCUGAGGACAACAUCAUCAAGUGGUUCUUGCUUAUCGGAUGGGGGUUUCCUUUGAUUCCAGCCAUUGGUUACGGAGUAACGAGAGGCCUAGACAAUGAAGCAUCAAGAAUGUGCUGGGUGGAACACGACGUCUGGUACACGUACAUACUCAGCGUUCCCGUUUGCAUCUCAAUACUGUUGAGCUUCGCAUUCCUCGUGAAUAUAGUGAGAGUCCUGGUCACAAAACUUCGAGCCGUGAACUCUCCUGACAAUGAGAGCACAAGGAAAGCUGUGCGGGCAACAGUAAUAUUGCUGCCACUGUUGGGCUUGCAUUAUGUCGUGACACCCUUCAGACCAGACAAGGGUUCUAUAUUCCUUGCCUACGAGAUCAUAUCAGCGCUGGUGACAUCCUUGCAAGGCCUCUGCGUUGCUCUUCUGUUUUGCUUCUUCAAUGGAGAGGUUCUUGGCGUCCUUCGGAAGACCCUGUCACAGACACCGUGGUUUUCAUACGAGGGCCGAAGGAUGUCUUACGCGAACACGAGUAUAAGCCGCCGUUAUCACAGCUUGCGCUCCAAACUUUCGCCGCCAUCAGCGCCAGGUCCUCCGCAUUCAUUUUAUGCCAAGGCACUCACCUGACGGUAGAAGCCCGGGUGCUUCGCCCAACCAUCAGCAGACCAUGCUCUAAAACGCGGAAUGUGUGAAAUGUCAAUGGUAUACGCGCGUGCGCGUGCUUGGACGAACUGCAUCACGGUGUUUACGCGCAGCCGGACAAGCCUUACGACAAGUGCGUUGUGACAUCUAUGGACAUCCCGGUUCUUGGAUCCGAAGAGCCCCCCCCCCCCCCCUCGGUUGUUUCGGCGGACCAUAAGAGCAACACCUCUACUUUCAUUCCAACUCAUUGUUGGUGUACGAAAUGCGUUACUUCAACGUUGUGUUUUGCCACGCGAAUGAAAGUACGUACGCCCCGUACUUGUAUGGAGUAAAAAUAUCCCACAGCCAUCUCAAUACUUCGUCGAAACAUGCUUUCAGCGCCUGUUAUCCUUCUGCGAAGGGUCAGUUGCACGCUAAGACUCCUAAAAAAACGCGUGUUGUUUUGACCGUAUCAGCGUACUGACUCUGCUGCAAGCAACAAUGUUUGUGCAACUUCAUGAACGUUUUCUGAUGUUCUGCGUAAUAAAAUACACUCAA